UUCGAAUGCUCAGAGUGUGGACAGAAAUUUAGUGCAAAUGGCAAUCUUCAACAGCAUCAGAGAACCCACACAGGGGAGAAACCGUUUGAAUGCUCAGAGUGUGGAAAGAGAUUCAGUCAGUGUGGUAAUCUUCAGGAGCAUUUAAGAACCCACACAGGGGAGAAACCAUUUGAAUGCUCAGAGUGUGGAAAGAGAUUCAGUCAGUGUGGUAAUCUUCAGAAGCAUUUAAGAACCCACACAGGGGAGAAACCUUUUGAAUGUUCAGAGUGUGGGAAGAGAUUUAGUGAGAAUACCAGUCUUCAGUAUCAUCAGAGAACCCACACAGGGGAUAAACCUUUUGAAUGCUCAGAGUGUGGAAAGAGAUUCAGUCAGUGUGGCAAUCUUCAGAAGCAUUUAAGAACCCACACAGGGGAGAAACCUUUUGAAUGUUCAGAGUGUGGGAAGAGAUUUAGUGAGAAUACCAGUCUUCAGCAGCAUCAGAGAACCCACACAGGGGAGAAACCUUUUGAAUGCUCAGAGUGUGGGAAGAGAUUCAGUCAGUGCGGCAAUCUUCAGAAGCAUUUAAGAACCCACACAGGGGAGAAACCUUUUGAAUGUUCAGAGUGUGGAAAGAGAUUUAGUGAGAAUACCAGUCUUCAGCAGCAUCAGAGAACCCACACAGGGGAGAAACCUUUUGAAUGCUCAGAGUGUGGGAAGAGAUUUAGUGUGAAUACCAGUCUUCAGUAUCAUCAGAGAACCCACACAGGGGAGAAACCUUUUGAAUGCUCAGAGUGCGGAAAGAGGUUCAGUCGAACUAGCCAUCUUCAACGGCAUCAAAGAACUCACACAGGGGAAAAACCAUUUGAAUGCUCAGAGUGUGGAGAGAGAUUUAGUGAGAGGGGGACUCUUCAAAAGCAUCAGAGAAUCCACACAGGGAAGAAACCGUUUGAAUGCUUAGAGUGUGGAAAGAGAUUCAGUUCAAAUGGUAAUCUUCAACAGCAUCAGAGAACCCACACAGGGGAGAAACCUUUUGAAUGCUCGGAGUGUACAAAGAGAUUCAGUCAUGGUGCCAGUCUUCAGCAGCAUCAGAGAACCCACACAGGGGAGAAACCUUUUGAAUGUUCAGAGUGUGGGAAGAGAUUUAGUGAGAAUACCAGUCUUCAGUAUCAUCAGAGAACCCACACAGGGGAGAAACCUUUUGAAUGCUCAGAGUGUGGAAAGAGAUUUAGUGGCAGUGGAUGUCUUCAAUGGCAUCAAAAAACUCACACAGGGGUGAAACCAUUUGAAUGCUCAGAGUGUGGACAGAGAUUUAGUGAGAGGGGGACUCUUCAAAAGCAUCAGAAAAUCCACACAGGGGAGAAACCUUUUGAAUGCUCAGAGUGUGGAAAGAGAUUCAGUCAAAGUGGCAGUCUUCAGAAGCAUUUAAGAACCCACACAGGGGAGAAACCUUUUGAAUGCUCAGAAUGUGGAAAGAGAUUCAGUCAGAGUGGCAGUCUUCAGAAGCAUUUAAGAACCCACACAGGGGAGAAACCUUUGGAA
Heteronotia binoei (common prickly gecko) is the source of this 1518-nucleotide messenger RNA. RefSeq names its product zinc finger protein 84-like. Gene Ontology annotation, molecular function: DNA-binding transcription repressor activity, RNA polymerase II-specific. The transcript has a single exon. The annotation marks the transcript as partial. Lineage: Eukaryota; Metazoa; Chordata; Lepidosauria; Squamata; Gekkonidae. The record is from RefSeq and is a predicted model, not a curated record. Gene Ontology annotation, biological process: negative regulation of transcription by RNA polymerase II.